CCUGAAUGAAGGGCAUUGCCAUACUUCCCGACAUAAUACAAUGUGCAAACCCAAAGCCCUUAAAGGUUCCCUUGGUACACGGGGCUCACCACACCACCGUCACGACGCACCCUCUCUUCGCCCCCAGCCCGGGUUGUCUCUCCUGGUUGAGAGAGAGAGAGAGAGAGAGAAGUUCUCAAAAAUCGAUAUGAUUAACGCUAGUUUAGCAUGAUAUCGUUCUGCAGGAAGAGUAAAAUGCGUCAGUUGUGAGCUGAAGUGAGACUCGUUGACGUCCCUCGUAACUGCUCUCUCGCUCUCCGAAUUUCAACAUUGGAUUCUCCAACAACCCCGUGUGUCCUGUUUACUAAUACAACCACCACCACCACCGCCGGUCUCCCGUGCUCCCUUCUCUCUCACUCACUCACUUUCUCCGGGCAUCUACUACUCCGCUCUCGGUGAGCACACUGCACCACUUCCCCAAAGAAGUUACUUACUCGUCUUGAGGAGGAAGGAAUUGAGGAAAUACCAACACGCCGUCCCCAGUCGCAAUCUCAAUCUCAUCUCAAUACUCGUCUCUCUCCUCUUUAAGACCCAUUACUCCGCUCCAGACGCUGCAGCCGAGAUAGAGAGAGAGCAUUAGUGUGAAGGAGUCAACACGACCCUCAACCACGUACAUCAGUUAGUAUUGGCAUGUAUAUUCAGCCCAAAUCCAAGCGAGGAUCCCGUUUGGGUGAAAGUUGGAAUUGAUUUGAUUUGAUAUUCUUCCUCCUCCACGAAUACUACGAAGCCGACCAAACUCACCACACCACCACCGCCACCACUAACUGCUAAUACACUUUGGAAGGAACUGCAUAGAUCCAACUUUUACCCACCCUCCAACAAAUUCGGCAAGCAUUGCAUUCCCUUCGCACCCAGAGAGUACAAGUCACAAGAGCUCUGUCGUGCGACAAGUUUUCUCCUUCAUUCCGCCUCGAGAACCUCUUCUCCCGUUUGUGUGCAUACCAGGUCCUGCUGGCUGGCUCACUUUCACCAGACGACGACCAUAAGAUGGUCACAUUUGUUUGCACUCGAAAGUUUGAAUUAGUUGAAAAUCUUCUCUAAAGAACAAAACUCAAAACUUGCACCCUCCGCGCACAGUUACUUUCCCACUGAAAUAUAGCUUUAAGUAUGCUGUAGAGACUUCGUUUCGUGGCUGAAGUCUCAUUCUCAAGAAAAGGUUUAUUGAUUGCUCCUGCUUCGAAUCCAAGUAUAAACCAUACAUUUAUAUUAUUCAUUGCAAUCAAUCAUCGAGACGAGGCAGUUGACAGGACAUAAGUACAUGUAGUGAAAUGUUGGUUCUGAAUGAGGGAAUAAAAAUAAAUCUACAAUUAAUACGAGAUUUUGCGAGACUCUGCCUCUCUUUGCAGUUUAAAUUAAACUAAGACUGUGAUAAAUCAAGGGGAAAGUGGAUAAGAAGAUGGAGUAAACCAACUGAAGGAAUCUCAUCUCUGUCUCAUCGAUAGGAGAUGGAUAAUAGAUCGUUUUCUUUGUGAGAGGGAAAGGAACAAGAAAAAAUCCCUGGUGGAGGAGACGGCUCAGUCAGUAUCAGCUCAUAAGAAGGAAAGGAAGGGAAAGAAAGUGGUCCGGAGGAUUGGAUCUGCCGUCUUGUCCGUGUAAAAACAUCUUGGUUUGAGACGAUCCAAAGGAAGCAAAGUCGUGGAAAGUUGACUUGUGCGGUUUCCUUUGGUUGGUUGGUUAGACUUCCCACUUAAGGCUUGAACUCAGCCCUCUCAUCUCAUCCUUCUAACCGACACUAACACAACGACUUAUACUUUCUCCGUCUCCUUCUGCCUCUAACUGGGCAUAAUAGUUGCUACUUGAUACCCAACUCACCCACACACUCAUACCUCGUCGACUACUUCUUCUUCUCCUCUGCGAGACUCCUCCAUCGGAAGGUUGCCAGCAGAGCGGACUGAAUUUGACCAAGAAUUGAGCGACUUUCACUUCACUCUCUCUCUCUUUUACCCGAAUACAUACCAUCACCACCACCACCACCACUACCAGUACGGACCCGUUCUGUAGAAACUUGGUUAUUGUGGGUAUAAUCUCAUCCUCCUUUCUUCACACAAGUCCUUCUCUCCCUUCCACUGAAUUUGAAGACGAUCUAAUCCGCAGAUCCAUCUAUAUCCAUCUCCCUGUGCUUAGAGGGGCAUAGGAGGAGAGCAGCUAUCUCUAUGGUCUUCACGGCCCUGGCCUGAUCUCGUCCAGCUUUCCCAGAACCUCUCAACUCACAAAAACUUGUCAUCCUUGCCACUUAAAGUGAAACUAAAACGAGGAGAGCUGUCUUCAACGUCAACUCUGAAUCUGAGAAGGAAGGGAUGAUGUACCCAUUCUUUCUCUUUUUCUAAAUUUAGCUCUCUCUUUUUCCACUACAAGAACCACACUACUAAAUAAUCUCGAGCCAAUAGAGCCGAGCCAAUAGAACCUUUAUUAUUUUGUGUGGUUUGGCAGAGGAGUCAAAUCUUGUGAAGGAGAAAGUCAAAAGUCCGAGAGUUGAGGAAAUUGAGGACCAUUGGUUUCUAGUCGACAUUGACACGAUAGGAAAUUGUGGUGGAAAGUGAAUGUGGCUGUCAAAUUGCCAAAAACUACAAAAAUAUUUUGAGAGACAAGGGAAGGAGAGGUUGCAAAGAGUGUUUUGCUUUUCUAGUGUGCAUGCCCCAGUGUUUCCUCUCCUUUCUUUUGAGCAGUGACCUGGAAAAUAACAAAAAGUUUGCUGAAUCAUUCAAUUUCAUUGUGAAGAAUGAAAUAAAUCAUGUCUCAAACAUUUGCACAUGGUGAUGAUAACCUUUUAACAUGCGGGUGGGUGGAUGAAGAGCAAAAAAUGGAAUACAUCGGCUACUGCUUUGUGGAUUAAUAAACCUGAACCGACGACGGCAGAGUAAUAAUAAUACAGGUUGCAUAGCCAUACUUUGGUCAGUAUCGACUUUCUCCCUCCCUCUCAUCCCGUCCUGCAGUAAUUGACGUACACAAUCGUUCAGCGGUCCCUGCCAGCCGGACAACAUAAAGUUUCCAGGAACUGGUGACGAGCAGCAACGGAAGUGAGUGGGCGUGUACACAUACACAAACACAACAUCAACUGCAACAACCGAAUGCUAAAGAGUAAAUCCCAAUAGAACCACUGAGACACGGAACUUUGAAGUAGAAUUACUACAAUCAAGGCCACACGAUGAGGGGGAUGAACGGUUCUUCUGGAGCAUCGCCCGAGAGGGGGUAUUCUGGGAUUCCAGCCCAAGUGGGUCCUCCGAUGGGGGGAGGACCUGGUGGAAACGCAGCUGCUCCCAGCCUUCACAGUCAGGCAGCCGCUGCUGCUGCCGGUCUCGGUGGUCCCGAAUUAAAGCACCACGCCGACUUCUUGUCCCGACUCUUGGCAGCCACACCCUCCUAUUUGAGCGAGAUGGGGAACCCACCUCCAGGAUUUUUCUCCGACUGGCUCCGCAGACUGGUUUCCAAACCUGGCGGAACUUCACAAAGUUCUCUGUUGACCUUUCCUGGACAGCCCCCGGAAGCAGAGAACAGCGGCAGAUCCGCCGCGCCUUCGAAUCCUCCUGACACUCAGCAGGUCUCAUCCAAACGCAGGAAACGCUCUCGUCUGAAUGAUCGCCACGCAGAACAUCCGAACUUGGGAUCCUCCACUGUGAGCGUAUCAGGAACUUCUGCUGGUGGUGGAGCGGACCCCCCUGAUCGACCCACCUCUGGACCCGGCCACCAUCACCAUCAUCAUCACCACCCCCAACUACACUCAUCCUCUAGUUCCCUCGUUUCAGGGGGGCCCAUGACCUCGUCGGCCUCUUCGCCCCCCUCGUCCGCAGCAGCAGCAGUUGCAGCACACCAACAACAACAACAACAACAGGCCGCGGCGGCUGCGGCGGCAUCGUUCCCUUCUUUAGGUGCAUACCCAUUUUGGUUCUUCCCUCCCUUCCUCCCAAAUCCCUAUGGGAUGAACAUGGGGAUAAACUUUCCCAGUCACCCACCAACAGCGUCUUCUUCUUCCGGUGGACUAUCUGCGGCAGCUCAAGCUCAAGCGGCCGCAAUCUCUUCGUAUCUCGGUGGUGCAUCUCCCUCGGAUCUCUUUCGAACAGACAAUCUCAAUCUACUCAGUGGGAGCAUCACGUCCGCCGGUGGUGGGCGAGGUGGAGGGUCAGCACACAGUCCCCACUCCAUGUCACACCCCUUUCCACCACCUCCUCCGCUGGGGGCAAUGGAUCAUCACCAUCAUGCACAACACCACCUCGGAUCCAAACUUUCAAAUUCCUCUUCAGGGAACAAGCAAGGGAAGGAGUCCUCGUCUGCCCGGUCACCUUCUGGUGGUGGAUUGAAGGACAAUUCGACGUCAUCAUCAUUUCUGGCGGCGGCUGCAGCGGCAGCAUCCGCUUCUUUCUUGUUGGGUGGGAAUGGUGGGUCAGCGUCACUUGGGAACCUGCCCUCCGCCAAACAGCACAAUAACCAGCUCCCUUCACCCUCCUCCUCGUCCUCCUCUCAUUACAACGUGAGCAGUAAUAAUCAUAAUGGGGUGCAUCACAAGAUGACGACGAAAUCUCCUCCAGGAGGUAGCCACCAUAGCACAAAGGGUAAUAACAAUAAGUCUAGUUUCUCCAUUUCGAGGCUUACGUCUCCUUCUCCGUCGAGCAACAGCAGUGGAGGAAGUUGUAGUGGGAGCAAUGUGGGCAAUUCCAAGUUCCACGGGGGACAUCACCAGUCACAUCGGAGCAGUUCGUCGUCAUACGAAGACGUAAAACCUCAUGGACCGCAACAACAACAGAUCCCAUUCAGUGUUUACAACAGCAGCAAACCGGAGGAAAGUAGUGUCCUCAAAUCUAAUCUAAAUUCUGGGCCAAAAAUGCACAAAGACUUGCCCAACCCAAAUAGCUCCUCCUCAAAUGAUGCUGGGCUCUGUGUUGAUUUACGAGUUGUUCCACCGCCUCGGUCGAUGUACACACAAUUGUCAGCUUUUCGUGACCCUGCUGAAAAUCUCUACAAUUCAUCUCAAGCUCCGAGGUAUCAUCAGACAACAACUGGUGUGAUUUCCGACACUUUCCCUACACCAUCCUCACAACCCCAGCCGAAUCUUCCCUCACAUCCACUCGGACUUUUACAUCACAAGACACAGCAGCUACAACAACAUGGUGGAUAUUCUGGAGUCCCUUUGCCACAUUCUGCGUCGUCUACUGCUGCAAAUGCCCUUUUGCUAAAUGCAAUGGUUGCAGCCAACAACAACAACUCUUCAACUGGAAAAAACUUAACUUCCACAAAAUAUGUCCUCAGAAAUAUCCAGCACAUUUAUCAACGCCUUCGUUCUUCUUCUCCGGCUUCCACCAAAGCCAGCACCACCACGACGAGUCCAAACCCCAACCAAAUUACUACUACAAGUCAUCCCAUUAAUAAUCAUCACUCUCCUCCAGCCAGCAACAUCAAAUCCAGGUCUCCGCCGUCUGGACAAAGCGCUAUCAAUCAUCAUCAUCAUCAGCCUCUGCAUUCUGAUAACAAAAACAACACUUUGCACCACAAUAAGUCCAAGAAAACAAAUAGAGAUUCUCCCAUCUCGGAGCAGAAUAAUGCCACCACUAACACCCCCAUCAUCACAAACACCACCAGCAAUGGCAAUACUCGGGCGGAUUCCGAGAGCGAGGAUAAUAAUAUUAUCCCAGACUCACGACCUCAUUCUUCUUCAUCUUCCACUCUGGAUGACGAUGACUUCAAGCCUGAGGCAGAACUUAAAAUGGCAAUGAAGGAUAAUACGCUUAACCUAACGCUAAACAAUAAUGUGGAGAAAGGAAAUGAAAUCGACGUCGAACUUUCCCCAAAACCAAGACCGGUCAAGCACAAACCAACGGAGGAUUCUUCUCCUCUGGACAAGAAGAAAGCCAAGAGAAAGUCGUCGGAAUUCACCACAACUGGCAUUCGACUGCCCUCAACCAAAAAGAGAAAGUCGAGCUUCUCCAGUGGAAGCAGCAUAAGUGGCAGUGAAAAGCCGCAGCAGGAUGAAGAGGAGGAGGACGAGGACGAUGCGAAGGAUGUGGAGAAGAAAAAUAAAGAGCCGAUGCAAGUGGACAAUCCGUACAUUUUUAUUGAUAGCGAGGAUCCAAAGGACACAUCUGCCGUUAGUAAACCACCAAAGUCAAAGAAAAUCAAGAAGGAAAACAACAAUGAGAUUGAGACGGGUGAGCAACUAUCCGCCCAGCAGAGCAAAAAGCAGAUUAAAACCUCAAUUGCUAAAGUAAAAAGUGAGACUAAUAAUUAUGAGGAAAGGGAGAACAUGGUCGAGGAGGAGGACGAUGAAGGCAGUGAAAUGCUGAACGUUGUGUCUGAACCAGACACCGAAGAGCAGGCACAAGAGUGCUAAUUAAUUUUUAUUCCAAGGAUCCCAUUCUCAUUUUUCCAAUUUGUAAGUUAUAUAGGCGUUACAGUCGUCGAGGGGAAAAUUUUCCAGAUUUUAAUUACACGGAAACCAUCCAGUGUACUGUGCAUGCUGAUUUUUACGUAUGCAUAAUAACUAUACAAAUAAUUAAAGAUUGGAGGAAUUUUUAUUAAGGUUUAUUUGUGAAAAAAUUUGUAUACAUGCGUACAAAACAUAAAUGCAGACACCAAUAAUGCAAGUAAUAACCAUAAAUAUUGCUAAGUAUAAACUCUUUUUGGUCAGAUACAAAUAUAUGACUCAUAAUAAUAAUCAGUAUUAUUAGAUCAAUAUCAAACGGAGAGCCAAAAUGGCAGCUAUUGUGUUUUACUACAAAUACAAACAAUCUCGUGUCCUGCAAGUAUUUAAGCUAAUUUUUCUCAUGCUAAUGCCAUGAGAUAAAUAUUCAACCACAAAUCACACUAAAUACUUAUGUAUCAACAUGGGAUUAAUACAAAGAAUUCAUUUUUGUGAAAUGAUAACAGCUAAACCAACCUAACAGUAUGUAGAUUAGAAUGUGACAAACUUCUUUACAUAUAAAAAAUACAUAAUAAACUCAAUCUAAUCAUAGAGCUAGUCAAAAUAAAGUUCAAUUAUAAAAAUUGUGUAUGUAUUACUCACAUUUGCAUUCCUUUAAUGAAUAAAUAUGUAUGAAAUAAUGUCAAAUAAUAAUUUAUGUAAUGUAGCAAAUGCGUCAUGUACAACAUACAUAACUUUGCAUGUGGUUUUACAUAAAUAAAAGAUAAGUCUGCAAGUUAUACAACAUGUCAUACACACAAAGGACAAGUUCCCGUAUUACAUAAUUAUGUAAGCUUAAAGUUCCAAACCGAAUCAUUCAAUGUAAAUAUACUUACAUGUAUAAAUAUGUAUUACAACAUUUUUUAAUUCCCAAGUCAGAUACCUCAACAUUCUUGUGCACAUGCAAAGUCACCAGGAAAAUAAAUUAACUGGUAAAAAUAAUUGUAUAUACUAAAUACGUGUUUUAUGAUUGGUCAAGUAUGUUUGGAUAUGCUGGUAAAUUAGUCGCUAGAAAUAUAGUUCUAAUGCAGUCUAGUCUUUAAGUAAAUUUGAAACAUAUGAAAAACAUGCAGCCGUAAGAGUUACUGUACAUCCUUGAAUCAUUAAAUUGUAAAUGUGAAGUAAAACAACAAUAAAACUUCUGAAUAUAUGUGAUAAUCAA
Molecule: messenger RNA, 7589 nt
Organism: Folsomia candida
Lineage: Eukaryota; Metazoa; Arthropoda; Collembola; Entomobryomorpha; Isotomidae
Exons: 4
Coding region: 3185-6358 (1057 amino acids)
Source: RefSeq, a predicted model, not a curated record